Messenger RNA from Trichomonas vaginalis G3, 1020 nucleotides. RefSeq names its product malate dehydrogenase family. The record is from RefSeq and is a predicted model, not a curated record. Gene Ontology annotation, biological process: tricarboxylic acid cycle; oxaloacetate metabolic process; malate metabolic process. NCBI's taxonomy places the organism in Eukaryota, Parabasalia, Trichomonadida, Trichomonadidae. The coding region runs from base 1 to 1020 and encodes 339 amino acids. The transcript has a single exon. Gene Ontology annotation, molecular function: L-malate dehydrogenase (NAD+) activity.
AUGGUAGAACCAGCUCGUGUACUUAUUACAGGUGCUGCAGGACAGAUAGGAUAUGUCCUCUCUCAUUGGAUUGCAAGUGGUGAAUUAUAUGGUGAAAGACCAGUAAUUUUGCAUUUGUUUGAUAUUCCUGUUGCUCAAAAUCGAUUAACAGCUCUUACAAUGGAAUUACAAGAUUGUGCAUUCCCGCAUUUAGCCGGUUAUGUUGCUACAACUGAGCCCGAACAGGCUUUCAAGGAUAUUGAUUGUGCUUUUCUCGUUGCAUCUGUUCCUAUGAAAUCUGGUCAAAUCAGAAGCGACUUAAUUGGUUCAAACUCCAUUAUUUUCAAAAAUACUGGCGAAUGGCUUUCGCAAUACGCAAAGCCUACCGUUAAAGUUUUAGUUAUCGGUAACCCUGAUAACACUAAUGCAGAAAUUGCACUCUUACAUGCCAAGAACUUGAAACCAGAGAACUUCAGCUCUCUUUCCCUUCUUGAUCAAAACAGAGCUUAUCAUGCAAUCGCGGAAAAGCUUGGUGUCAAGGUUACAGAUCUCCAUGACAUUGUUGUAUGGGGUAAUCAUGGUGAAUCCAUGGUUGCUGAUCUCACACAAGCAACUUUCGAAAAAGACGGAAAAAUCCAAAAAGUAACAGAUGUUUUAGAUGAAAAAUAUAGAGAAGAGACAUUCUUUAAGUUCAUUUCUCACAGAGGUUGGGAUAUUGUUGAGUACAGAGGCUUCAGUAGUGCUGCAUCUCCUACAAAAGCUUCAAUUCAGCAUAUGAAAGCUUGGCUUUUCGGAACCAAACCAGGAGAGGUAUUGAGCAUGGGAAUCCCAGUCCCAGAAAACAACAAAUAUGGUUUGAAGCCAGGUGUUGUUUUCUCUCUCCCAUGCACAGUUGAUAAAGAUGGAAAUGUCCACGUCGUUGAAACUUACAAAGUCAAUGACUGGCUCAGAGAGAAGCUCGAAUUUACAGAGAAGGAUCUCUUCAAUGAAAAGGAAAUCGCUUUGCAUACAUUAGGGGAAAUUAUAAAUUUAUACCACUAA